AUGACCGAACCUUCCCGCCCCGGCCUUCAGCCGGUUUCCCAUCUCAAGGCUGGGCCGACAACCUCCAGCUCGAGAUCCACCGCGCUGCCAUCCCCGACCACGCUUCAGCCUCCAUCGCGUCCUUCCUCCCGACUGCGCACCAAAAAAACCACAAGCAAAGAGGAAAUAGACUCAACUGGCGACAAAGCUACCGCCGCCCUCAUUCGACGCGUUCUUUGUCCUCAGAACGGCAGUUAUGGAGCGUCUUCCCCACAGCCUCCGGAAGAGCUGUUACCUCCCCUCACGAGCUCCAAUGACGUCGAUCGUCAACUCUACGCCCUUCUCGCCAUUGUAAUAAAAGAAUUCGUCUAUACGUGGUACUCGAAGAUUACCUCUGACCAGGCUUUGGUGAAUGAGGUCCUUCAGGUGAUCGCGCAUUGCACGCGUGCCCUUGAGCAAAGACUGCGCCAAAUCGAUGUUGCACAGUUGGCCCUGGAUGAAAUCCCCAUGCUUGUGGAAGCACAUGUACACUCAUACAGACUGGCCAGGAAACAGUCACAUCUUUCUGGUUUGCCCACGUCGUACCGCACACUCUACCAUGAGCUGAACCCGCAUCCUGGUCUAUCGCCAGUGCCAGAUGCGACAGAUCCAGACACGCUUGUGGAGCAGAGCGAGAACGAAGCAGCCUAUCGCCGGCUACUAGCCAAUGGCAGCCUCGCCGUUCUUCUUCCCAGCGAGGAUCUCGAGAACAGCAGUCUCCGAGCUUUGGUAGCCGAUGUCAUAGCUGACCUCAUCCUGGGUAAUCAAAUUAGCGGGCGGGCAUGCGAAGGAUGGUUCAUUUGGGAAACUAUAGCCAAACUCGCCGCUAGAUUGGAGAAGCCUCAAACGGAUGACACCAAGUCUGCUCCGGACUCUCAAAUAAACCGAUUGGAGAAGUUUGGCUUACUCUCGACCGAGGACAAGGUCCAGCCUUCGGCGUCAUUUCCAGCCACCGCCUGGAUAUGGAACGUUCUGCAAACCAUCUACAUUGGUUACGUCGCCUUGCGUUUCAUUGCGAUAGGUCUCUUCCGCGUCGCAUCGAGUCCAGGCCCCUCGCACGGUGUCGGUGUCUCAGUUGCCCCAACGGCACUCGAGGACCAAAAGGGCGGGGGGAUGGCUUCGAAGGACGUCACCAAUAAGCGCCCAGUACUCGACUAUCGGGUGUAUUCUAUGGCCUCGCAGAUACUUCGGAUCUCUCGUCGAAUGCCAUGGCUGAGUGGAAUGCUCGCUCUCUUCCAACAUCUUAUUCUGGCAGGCCCAGGCAGGGUCGGUGGAACGGACGGAAUUCUUGAUAGAUUCCUUCGAGAGACCAUUGAGGAGUACGUGCUCACCCCCACUUUGUUGCCCAACCUUCUUCUCGCAACAAGAACCGCGUUGUUUCCAGCCAAUGCUCGUCCAUCUCAGGCCGUGGACACUGGACCUUCAAAUCCGCGGUCUGUGCAGACGUCCAGUCAGAAAGCCGCCUCACCGGCACUUGAUGCUCCCUUAAUGGAAGGAGUCAGGGAUUCUCAGUCACUUGGUAAGAAUGAUCCCAGGCCCGGCGGCAACAGUAGUGGUCCAACAGCGCCAGUGUCGCUUGCUCCUGUCGCAGUCGAAGUCCCAUCAUUGGAUAAGCCGACCGAAACAGAAAAGCAAGCCCGUCCAUCGCAAGCAGAGAUCGCCGCUAUCAAGCGGCGAUGUGCAGCUAGCCUCGUCGCUUUGAUACCACGCACCGUCGCACGUACUUUCUUUGGUGUCGCCUCCUCGGCAUCUCCGCCGCCCUAUAGCUGGGAUGGUACCUGCAGCACCGACAACUCGCCCUGUCUUGCCACCCCUUCCCCACCUUCUAUCGCCGAGGAUGCGUCCUGGUCCCAGGGGGCUGAUCCGCAUUCGCCAUCGCAUUCCGCGAUAUCGACCCGUCCCGACGUGGGGAGCGGCUACGUUCCCGCUAACCCGCUGCGCACAGACGAACAACCCGUCGAGAUCGAUCUUGAAGCGCUUGAUCUCAUAUCAGCAGUAGAGACUGAUCUUCUCGAUGUCUUUGCCGAUGAAUACUGUAAUAAGCACUUAGUAUACUCUAUUAUCGAGGUGGUCCUGUCCAAGGUCCUUCCUGAAAUGGCCGAGCGCAGUGUCGAGGACUUGAUGGAAGAUCGCGGGGUGGCAUCCGUGCCACCUGCUUUUUAA
Penicillium brevicompactum is the source of this 2181-nucleotide messenger RNA. Its product is annotated as PXA domain-containing protein. Gene Ontology annotation, biological process: endosome to lysosome transport; early endosome to late endosome transport; protein targeting to lysosome. Gene Ontology annotation, cellular component: early endosome; late endosome; extrinsic component of endosome membrane. Bases 1 to 2181 code for a protein of 726 amino acids. The record is from RefSeq and is a predicted model, not a curated record. Gene Ontology annotation, molecular function: phosphatidylinositol binding. The transcript is spliced from 3 exons. NCBI's taxonomy places the organism in Eukaryota, Fungi, Ascomycota, Eurotiomycetes, Eurotiales, Aspergillaceae.